Molecule: messenger RNA, 2122 nt
Organism: Thermothielavioides terrestris NRRL 8126
Lineage: Eukaryota; Fungi; Ascomycota; Sordariomycetes; Sordariales; Chaetomiaceae
Exons: 2
Coding region: 120-1793 (557 amino acids)
Biological process (GO): membrane protein proteolysis
Cellular component (GO): cytoplasmic side of endoplasmic reticulum membrane; membrane; lumenal side of endoplasmic reticulum membrane
Molecular function (GO): aspartic endopeptidase activity, intramembrane cleaving
Source: RefSeq, a predicted model, not a curated record
UUCGCAACAUUGGUUCUGCCGGCAUUCUCUGUUACGCAUGGUCACACCAGACUGAUGCUCUGGGCUUCACUUCGUCUGCCGCUCGACGCCCAAUAGUUACAGAAGGUACUCCAUACAUCAUGUCUUCAGAUCACGGCCCGCCAGACGUGGCCGACAUCUCUUCGCCGGCGUCGGCACCGGCCACGGGCGACCCUCGCGCGCCGCCCGUGUUUGCCUUGGCAGGACUGCUGGAGCCCGGGUUCCUCUCGGUGAUCUUCAGCGCGCUCUGCAUCAUAUGGCUCGGCGCUCAUGGCUCGAUCCGCCGACCGCCUUCUGCGGCUCCGACAAAGCUCAAGAAAGGCGAACGGCGGCGCAAAGAAGACAAGUUUGUCGAAGGGCUGGCCGCAUGGGAUGCCGUCAUGUACCCGAUUUGGGGCGCCGCCGUCCUGGUCGGGCUCUAUUACCUGAUCCAGUGGCUCCAGGAUCCGGCUCUCUUGAGCAAGAUUAUCCGGGUCUACUUGUCCGCCAUGUCCGUCACCGGGCUGACUAUGCUCAUGGGUGAUGCGCUGGACGUUUUGGUUAGCAUGGUUUUCCCGGCCAUGUGGGCGGAUGGGAGCGGGCGCGUCUACCACAUCGUGCCGGAGCGCCGCUGCCAAGUCGUGCUGAACCGGGAGACGGGCGAAGAGACCGAAGUCGAGGGAAGAGAUACACCGCUUCCCGGCUGUCUGGCCGGCGUGGUGCGGUCGGAAGGGGCCCGGCAAUGGCUGUGGGACCUGCGCCACUAUCUCAUCGAAGAAUGGACUGUCCGGCUCGUUGUGAUAGGCACGCCUCUUGUCAAUGGCGGCAUUCGAUGCGUCGAUCUGCUUGCCUUUGCCAUCGCCGGGUCGAUCGCGGCAGCCUAUCACUGGACUGCCUCCCAGGUGCUAUCCAACCUUCUCAGCAUGUCGAUGUGCUACGCCACCUUUAGACUCGUCACUCCUACGUCCUUUCCGAUCGGCACCAUGGUCCUCGCCAGCCUCUUCGUCUACGAUGUUGUCAUGGUAUUUUACACGCCUUUCAUGGUAGCUGUUGCUACCAGCAUCGACGCGCCCAUCAAGCUGGUUUUCACCAGCGCCAAAGGCGCCAGCAUGCUCGGGCUCGGCGAUAUCAUCCUGCCGGGUAUGCUCAUGGCCCUCGCGCUGCGCUUCGACCUGUUCCGGCACUAUGAAAAGCAAAUCCAGCUGCGCCCGGUCCGCCUCACGAGGACGGAAACGUCCCCUGCAUCCUCCGCCCAAGCAACCACCAGCCCUACCAGCAGCAGCACCACCACCACCACCACCACCACAACAACAACAACAACAACAACCGCCACCCGCCGCAUCAAAGCCCCCUUCAUCGACCCCCGGGGCCAAUGGGGCAACCGGUUCUGGACGACGCCGCUCGGCCGCCUGGCGCCGGUGCGCGAGGCGCGCGAGCCCCUCGCCGCGACGGCGUUCCCCAAGCCCUACUUCUACGCCUCGCUCGCCGGCUACGCGGCGGGCAUGCUGGCCACGCUGACGGCCCUGGUCGCGUUCAACCACGGCCAGCCGGCGCUGCUGUACCUGGUGCCCGGGGUGGCCGGGGCGGUGUGGCUGACGGGCUGGUGGCGCGGGGAGCUGCGGGCGAUGUGGGAGUACACGGAGGACGGGAGUCUCGAUACGGAGGAUGUGGUUGUGGUUGUGGAUGCGGACGGGAAGGUCGUGGGGAAGGAUCGGGAGGGUGAAGACGGGGUGGGACGGGGGGCAAAGCAGGAGGAUGGAAAGAGGAGGGGGUGGCGAGCGGAGGGAGCGGAGUAAGGCGCGGCCGUAUGAGUUGUUUGCGCUAUAGAUUAUGGCUCCUCGCUCGGCUGGUGCACUUUCUAGAGGACAGGUUGUGUCUGGGUCUUCGGUGUGGAUGUGGUUUGUCCUUGGUGCUUACAAAAAAGCCAUAGAGCUGUACAUGAGCGUUGCUUUCGAGUUUUUCUCUUCAGAAACACCCGCACCUUCUCCUCAUGACGUGAUUAAACUGGCGAAGAGAAUACAUUUGCCGUAGCAUACAAAUUUCAAUUCUCAGGGAUUGCAUUGGCGGGAAGGGAGAUGCGGAGAUGGUCCCUCGGGGGAACAACCCAUGAUCAUGCUUUGCAGAC